This is a messenger RNA of Chaetomium globosum CBS 148.51, 2310 nucleotides long. RefSeq lists its product as uncharacterized. Lineage: Eukaryota; Fungi; Ascomycota; Sordariomycetes; Sordariales; Chaetomiaceae. Gene Ontology annotation, molecular function: beta-glucosidase activity. The record is from RefSeq and is a predicted model, not a curated record. Bases 1 to 2310 code for a protein of 769 amino acids. Gene Ontology annotation, biological process: glucan catabolic process. The transcript is spliced from 5 exons.
AUGAUCACCACCACCACCCUCCUCCUCCCCCUCCUCCUGCUUGCCACCCCCCCGGCAACCCACGCCCGCCGACACCCCCUUCCUCGGCUACCCCUCCCCCUGGGCCUCACCCACCCCACCCAACCCUGGCACCGUCGGUUGAUGCGUCUGCGGGGGGAGGCUAUUGGCGCCGAGUUCAGGGGGAAGGGCAUCGAUGUUAUGCUGGGGCCGGCGUCAGGGCCGUUGGGGAGAGUGCCGCAGGGGGGGAGGAACUGGGAGGGAUUUGGUCCCGACCCCUAUCUCGCUGGCGUCGCCAUGGCCGAGUCCAUCCAGGGCAUCCAGAGCCGUGGUGUGGUGGCCUGCGCGAAGCACUACAUCCUCAACGAGCAGGAACACUACCGGGGAAGUAUCGACGUGCGGAUUGAUGACAAGACUAUGCACGAGCUCUACCUCUGGCCGUUUGCCGACGCUGUCAGGGCAGGCGUCGGCUCCGUCAUGUGCUCGUACAACAAGAUCAACGGGACGUAUUCGUGCGAGAAUGAGUGGACCACCAACUACCUGCUCAAGAACGAGCUGGGGUUUCAAGGGUUUGCACUCGGCGGCCUUGACAUGGCCAUGCCCGGUGACGGCGGCCCCAAACCCUACGGGGCACUAUGGGGGGGCGGCCUUACCGAAGCAGUCCUCAAGGGUGACAUACCCCAAUGGCGGCUUGAUGACAUGGUGGUCCGCAUCAUGGCGGCCUACUUCAAAGUCCACGCCGGCAACUACACCUCCCGCCCAGACAUCAACUUCUCCGCGUGGACCAACCAGACCACCGGCCCCUUACACCCCUCCUCCAACCAAUCCAUCACCACCGUCAACGAGUUCGUCGACGUCCAGGCCGACCACGCCGCCCUGAUCCGCGAAAUCGGCGCCAAAUCCAUCGUCCUCCUCAAAAACACCAACAACAUCCUCCCCCUCUCCGCACCCCCCAGCAUCGCCGUCAUCGGCGACGACGCCCAAGACCCCCCCAACGGCCCCAACGCCUGCCCCGACCGCGGCUGCUUCGGCGGGCCCGGCACCAUCGCCAUGGGCUAUGGCUCCGGCACCGCCGACUUCCCCUACCUCAUCUCCCCGGCCACCGCCCUCCUGCACCAAUCCCGCCUCACCAACACCACCUUCCACAACACCACCUCCAACUGGGACCUCCCCACCGCCCAAGCCCUCGCCUCCACCGCCCACACCGCCAUCGUCUUCGCCGCCGCCACCUCGGGCGAGAACUACCUCACCGUGGCCUCCAACGCCGGCGACCGCAACAACCUCACCCUCUGGGGCAACGGCGACGCGCUGAUCGCCGCCGUCGCCGCCGUCAACCGCCACACCAUCGUGGUGCUGCACACCCCGGGCCCCGUACUCCUCUCCUCCAUCGCCGACCACCCCAACGUCUCGGCCAUCCUGUGGGCGGGGUUCCCCGGGCAGGAGUCGGGCGCCGCGCUGGUGGAUGUGCUGUAUGGGCGGGUGGCGCCGCAGGGGCGGAGUCCGUUUACGUGGGCGACGGAGGAGGCGGAUUAUGGGGAGGGGUGGUUGUUACGGGAGGCGGGGGAUCCGAGGAGGGCGGUGCAGACGUUUGGGGAGGGCGUGUUUGUGGAUUAUAGGUGGUUUCAGAAGGGGGGGAGGGGCGUGGUGUAUCCGUUUGGGUUUGGGUUGGGGUAUACGAGGUUUGGGUAUGCGAAUUUGACGGUGGCGAGGAGGGAGGAGGUGGUGGGGCCGGUGUUGGGGGCGCCUGAGGGGGUGACGGGGCCGGCGCCGGUGUUUGGGGUUGUGGAGGAGGGGUUGGGGAAACAUGUGGCGCCGGAGGGGUUUGGGAGGAUAUCGCCGUAUGUGUAUUCGUGGUUGAAUAAUAGUGAAGAGUUUGUUGCUGGGGGGGCUGGGAAUGUUAGCGAUUUCCCGGCCCCGGCGAGGGAUGGUUCGGCCCAGCCUUUUCUGCCUGCUUCAGGGGCGCCGGGGGGAAACCCGGGGCUCUAUGAGGUUUUGUAUACGAUUACUGCGCGUAUUACAAACCAGGGCAAGGUGAAGGGGACUGAGAUACCUCAGCUGUUCGUCCAACUCGGUGGCGAAGACAACCCCUGGGGUAUUCUCCGCGGCUUUGACGAGGUUGAGCUUGAGCCGGGAGAGACCAAGACGGUCACGUUCAACCUGACGCGGAGGGAUGUCAGCAACUGGAACACGACCACGCAGAACUGGGAGAUCACCGACAGGGAGAAGGUUGUCUUUGUGGGCUCCAACGUACGGGAUAUCCACCUGAACUCGUCACUGCCAGCGCCGGUCGGGAUGACAUGGAAGCACGGCUGA